AUGAAGAAGAUUGUUAUUUUCCUUUUGAUUGCCUUGCUUGCACUUGUUGUAUGUAGUUGUACUGUGAAUUGUCAGAAUCCUCCUCCAGAUCAAGACGAUGGAAGUGGAGGUGGUGGAGCAGAAGAUAUGGGUCAAGGACCAAUGGCUUUUGAAAACGAAUGGGAGGAGGAUCAACAGCAAUACCCAUCGUAUGAUCAACAACAACAGUAUCCUUAUUAUGAUCAACAGCAAUACCCUUCAUAUGGUCAACAAUAUGGUGACGAUCAACAGUAUGGCGGUGGUUCGUAUUAUUAA
Messenger RNA from Naegleria lovaniensis, 294 nucleotides. RefSeq lists its product as uncharacterized. The transcript has a single exon. The record is from RefSeq and is a predicted model, not a curated record. NCBI's taxonomy places the organism in Eukaryota, Heterolobosea, Eutetramitea, Acrasida, Naegleriidae. The coding region runs from base 1 to 294 and encodes 97 amino acids.